AUGGCGCAUUCUGCUUCUUAUCUAGAGAGGGGCGCUGAAAUCCUUUCUAUGGGCUCGUGCGUGGCAGCUGAAACUAAUCGAGCUCCGUUUGAUCUCCCAGAAGCGGAAGCUGAAUCAGUUGCAGGCUAUAAUGUAGAAUAUGCGCGGGAUGCGAUCCUUAAUAGUUCACUGUUGGCGGAAGCCAAUGUCACGGGGUCCCGGGGACUCAUUCUGACUGAAACAAGGGGCGGGUCUUUACCAACUUUUCAAUCUGCUAUUUUAGGGAAGCCAAAAAACGUGAGCGCCUAG
Molecule: messenger RNA, 288 nt
Organism: Lactuca virosa
Lineage: Eukaryota; Viridiplantae; Streptophyta; Magnoliopsida; Asterales; Asteraceae
Source: the annotation of a GenBank genome assembly